Messenger RNA from Nymphaea colorata (pocket water lily), 1162 nucleotides. RefSeq lists its product as uncharacterized. The transcript has 6 exons. Bases 171 to 1001 code for a protein of 276 amino acids. The record is from RefSeq and is a predicted model, not a curated record. Gene Ontology annotation, molecular function: ER lumen protein retrieval receptor activity. Gene Ontology annotation, cellular component: membrane. Gene Ontology annotation, biological process: protein retention in ER lumen. NCBI's taxonomy places the organism in Eukaryota, Viridiplantae, Streptophyta, Magnoliopsida, Nymphaeales, Nymphaeaceae.
CAAUAGUCAUAAAUGCCGCUGGUGCAAAUCGAUUAAAUACGCUUUUCUUGAUUUUUUCCUCCCCCGCCGAAAGGAGGAACAAGGAAGAAGGCGAGUCGACCCCCACCCUCUCUCUCUCUUUCUCUCUGUGUCUCUGUCUUCUCUCUGCUGGCAAGCGAAGGAGGGGGAAGAUGCGGCCGUCCAUGAGGGCAUCGAGGAACCCACUUAAAGUGUUGAUAACAUGGGUGAAGAGGCAACCCCCAAAAGUGAAGGCCUUCCUCGCGGUCGUCACGGGGAUGGCUGCCAUCGUCUUCCUAAGGUUUAUCGUCCACGACCACGACAACCUCUUCGUCGCCGCCGAGGCCUCUCAUGCAAUCGGUAUCUCCGUUUUGAUCUACAAAUUGAUGAAAGAGAGGACUUGUGCAGGGCUUUCCCUCAAAUCGCAGGAACUGACAGCAAUAUUUUUAGCUGUCAGGCUGUAUUGCAGCUACGUUAUGGAGUAUGAUAUACAUACACUGUUGGAUUCGGCCACGCUUGUUACAACGUUGUGGGUGAUUUACAUGAUCCGAUUUAAGUUGAAGUCGAGCUACAUGGAGGAUAAAGACAACUUUGCAUUAUAUUAUGUGGUUGUUCCAUGUGCCUUACUGGCCCUUGCUGUUCAUCCUACAACAUCCCACAACAUAAUUCAUAGGAUUUCAUGGGCUUUUUGUGUGUAUCUGGAAGCAGUUUCUGUACUACCACAGUUACGAGUAAUGCAAAACACAAAGAUUGUUGAACCAUUUACUGCUCAUUAUGUCUUUGCAUUGGGUGUUGCUAGAUUUCUAAGUUGUGCACAUUGGGUUCUUCAGGUUGUGGAUACUGGUGGGCGUCUCCUGACGGCUUUGGGUUAUGGUCUCUGGCCCUCUAUGGUGCUUCUCUCCGAAAUAGUGCAGACGUUCAUUUUGGCAGAUUUCUGCUAUUACUAUGUUAAAAGUUUCUUUGGUGGGCAUCUUGUGUUGCGCCUCCCUUCUGGAGUGGUGUAAGCUUAAAGCCUUGCAGAAUGUAUUUUUUUGUGUCCCACUGCUUUAUGGGUAACUUAUCACAGAAGAAGUGUUUUGUUAGAUUUCUUUUCCCAGCUCGUUUGUAUCUUGUGAUUAUUGAUUGCUUAACUAAUUAAUCCACAGUUUUUCUUUUCAAAUGCUAA